This is a messenger RNA of Hemiscyllium ocellatum (epaulette shark), 1145 nucleotides long. Its product is annotated as regulator of G-protein signaling 8-like. The coding region runs from base 25 to 771 and encodes 248 amino acids. The record is from RefSeq and is a predicted model, not a curated record. The transcript has 6 exons. NCBI's taxonomy places the organism in Eukaryota, Metazoa, Chordata, Chondrichthyes, Orectolobiformes, Hemiscylliidae.
AGCAAUCUGGCUUCACAAGAUCUGAUGUACCAAGAGCUAUCUGACAGUUUUAUUCAGAGCAUUCCUGCUUCAGUGCCGACCACCGACUGUAAGAAAAGCCAUUUUAGAGCUUCAUUUACAUUGUUUGCAAGUGCCAGAAAGCUCAGCUUGUCGCAGCUUCAUACAGACAGCUUGCCCGACUGCAGAGUUUGCAGAGAGAAGCCCAUCGAGAAAAGGAGCAGCGCGAAACAGGCCAGAGCAAUGAAAACCCGACUGGGCUGCUUAUCACAGAAAUCUGACUCCUACAGUGAUUUCAGUUCUUUCCUGCCCAAUAAGCACGAGAAGCCGAUGAGGUGCAUGAAGCUAUCCACAGAAGAAGCUGUGCAAUGGACUGAAUCGUUCAGUCUCCUUCUGGCUAAUAAGUAUGGUCUAUCUGCCUUCAGAGCAUUUCUCCGUUCCGAAUACAGCGAGGAGAACAUUGAGUUCUGGCUGGCCUGUGAGGACUACAAAAAAACUAAGUCUCCUGCAAAACUCACUUCGAAAGCUAAGAAGAUCUAUUCCGAGUUUAUAGAUGUUCAAGCUCCAAAAGAAGUAAACCUUGAUUUUCAAACGCGGGAGCUGACCAAGAAGAACCUUCUGGAACCAGCCCAAAGCUGCUUUAAUGACGCACAGAAAAGAAUCUACAGCCUGAUGGAAAGGGACUCUUACCCCAGGUUCCUGAGGUCAAAGGUUUACUUGGAUGUGCUAAACCAGACACAGAGCAACAGCCAGACACAACGGCGGUUCAGCUGAGGAAGACUACACAGAACAAAGAGUACAGAGAGAGAGAGAGUUUUCUCAUAUUCCAUUCUCUGUGCCAUCCCGCUCAUGAAUUUUACUCUGCUGUUGUAUAUUAUUGUUGCAGUGAAGAUGGGAUAGAUGGAAAACUUUUCCUCGUGGUGUUCCCUUAUUCUUGAUUUUCAACCAUUACAUGGAAUGCAGCUUCUCUUGACAGCAGGUCUUUACCCAAAUGGAUUGAUCCCAGUGCCAGUCACCUAUACCCCAACUUAUCUUUGCCAUCACGUUAUUUGAUGACAGUUCAAAUAAUGCUUCUGUUUCUUUUAAUUAUCUGAGGCUUGUUGAAACAGCUUUACUGACCCUUACAUCAUUGAGGUGUAAAGGCGGUG